GAGGAUGAUUGUUGUGCAUAGUUAUUUCUUUUAAAACGCAACGCCGUGUUCAUUUUCAGUUGUUAUUGAUGGGUUCUUUAUCAAGACGGAUAUGGUGGUUUUGCUUGUUUCAGUUGAGUUGGAGUGUUUUUGCUAUAGAAAACAAGUUUGUCCUACAACGAGUUGAAAUAUCACAUACCCACGGUACACAAACUUUAUUUCAGAAACAACUCGUCACUUCAGAUCCGUUACCAGUGACUUUGCCUUUACCACUUGAAGAAGGUCAACAACUUGAUAUUUUGGUUGAUUUGAGUAAUACCGGUUCUUUAGUUGAUUUAGAAGACUUGCAACAAGUUUGGAUAAGUUUUGUUGAAAAGUCAACCAAACGUGAAUAUUUGUUUUUACCUCGUAGACGCGGUACCGGAUCCCUUCUUUUUGAAGUCAAGAUGGAUGCUUCAGUUAUUGAAAGCUUUGAAGGUAAACAAGGGGAUUUUUUGGCAAAGUUGGUGAUUGGUGAUCAUCGAGUGUCACGAGGUAUUCAUCAGUUGCUUAUUGAUUCUGUCAACUUGAGCUAUCGAGUAAAGAAUACUCCUCGACCAAAGGGCAUAUUUGACUUUGAUAUAAGUUGGAAGUUUUAUCCACAAGAGGAGAUUGAACACUUAUUCAAGCCACCCAUGAAGCGAGCUCCUAUAUUCUUAUCUUUUUUAUUUACUGGUCUGGUCAUAUUGCCUCUGAUUGUUUAUAUCUUUUGGCUAUUAACGACAUCUGAUAUUUAUCCAUUACAAAUGCCCACAGGUCUAUCCACUAUAUGGUUUAUCAUAUUUCAUAUGAGUCUUGCAAGUUUUGUGUAUUGCUUGGUGAAGUUUUGGUUGAGUUGGAAUAUUCUAAAAACUUGGAAGGUUAUGUUGGCUAUCUUUCCAGUGACAUGGAUAAGUGGAAUGAAAUGGAUACAGUUAUUGAGCCAACAUUGUUCCUCACAAGAGGCACAACAUUCCAAAAAGAAGCAUACUUGAGGAGUAGUGAGAAUAAAAGAUCUCAUCAACUC
Molecule: messenger RNA, 1024 nt
Organism: Galdieria sulphuraria
Lineage: Eukaryota; Rhodophyta; Bangiophyceae; Galdieriales; Galdieriaceae
Product: dolichyl-diphosphooligosaccharide-protein glycotransferase
Exons: 3
Coding region: 69-992 (307 amino acids)
Biological process (GO): protein N-linked glycosylation
Cellular component (GO): oligosaccharyltransferase complex; membrane
Source: RefSeq, a predicted model, not a curated record